This is a messenger RNA of Rotaria sordida, 2025 nucleotides long. The record is from the annotation of a GenBank genome assembly. NCBI's taxonomy places the organism in Eukaryota, Metazoa, Rotifera, Eurotatoria, Philodinida, Philodinidae.
AUGCUUGAUGAAUAUCGUAGUCGAGCAUCGUUUUGUACUAAACGUAUGCGAAAUAUAUUUGAAGAUGAGCAAUCACAAAAUUAUCGAGCAAAAAUUUGGUCAGUAUUAGAUUCUAAACCCAUAUUUCGUCAAUCACAAUUUCCAAUAACAAUUGAUGAAUAUAAAUAUUUAACAUAUCAACGUUCAAAAGAAUUAAUUAAAGCAAAUUUAUUAACCGAUGAUGAAAUGUUUGAUAAUCCACAAUAUAAAAUUAUUCUUGAACAAUGUUUAGCUAUGUAUGAUUCAUCAUGUCAUGCAAAAUAUACACUUUCAAUGACACUAUUUCGUGAAACAAUUCGAACAUUAGGUACACAACGACAUGAAUAUAUUUUAAAUUUAGAUCAAAAUCAUCAAAUUUGUGGUUGUUUUGCUUUAACAGAAUUAGCACAUGGAAGUAAUACAAAAGAAAUGCGAACAACAGCAACAUAUGAUCCAACAACUCAAGAAUUUGUUUUAAAUACACCUGAUAUUGAAGCAAUGAAAUUUUGGGUUGGUAAUUUAGGUUAUCAAGCAACACAUGCUGUUGUUUAUGCACAACUUUAUACAAAAAAUACUUGUUAUGGUCUUCAUCCAUUUUUUGUACUAAUUCGUGAUCCAUUAACAUAUAAAACAUAUGAUGGUGUUGAAGCUGGUGAUAUUGGAGCUAAAUGUGGAUGGAAUGGUCUUGAUAAUGGUUUUUUAAUUUUUCGUAAUUAUCGAAUUCCCAGAGAAAAUUUACUUAAUAAACAUGGUGAUGUUUUACCUGAUGGAACUUAUAAAACUCCAUUCAAGACAUCAAAUAAACGAUUUGGUGCAAGUCUUGGUGCACUUUCAUCAAGUCGUGUUGGUAUUAGUAGUUUAACAAUUGGUUUAUUAAUUAAUUGUUGUACAAUUGCUAUACGUUAUUCAUGUGUUCGAAAACAAUUUGGACCAUCACCUGGUAUAGAAAUACCUGUUAUUGAAUAUCAAACUCAAAAUUGGCGUUUAAUUCCAAUACUUGCAUCACUUUAUAUUUAUCGACAUUUAGCAUUAUCAGUCUUUGAUAAUUUAGUUGAAUUUUAUGCAAUAUCAAUGUCAAAUAAUGAAGAUGAUCAAGAUCUACUUGCAUAUAUGGGUAGAGAACUUCAUGCUUUAUCAUGUUCAUGUAAAUCAAUAUGUACUUGGAAUACACAAAAAGCAUGUCAAGAAUGUCGAGAAGCAUGUGGUGGUCAUGGUUAUUUAUAUGCAACUGGUUUCGGUAAUAUUCGAAAUGAUAAUGAUCCAUCAUGUACAUUUGAAGGUGAUAAUAAUGUUAUAUUACAACAAACAUCAAAUUAUAUUUUAUCAAAUUAUGAAGAUAUAUAUAAAAAUAAUACAUCAAUUAAUAGUCCAUUUAAAAGUAUUCUUUUUAUUGAAACAAUGAAAAAUACUCUUCGUGAUAAUCAUUGUUCUAUUACGUCUGAAUGUCAUAUAAAAGACUUGCUCAAUGCUGUUGAUUGGCUAUUAUGUUAUAUUCUUGAGAAAUCAGCUAGAAAAAUUGAUCAAUUAACAAUACGAAAAGAUCUAUCAGCAUUUGAUUUAAAAAAUACAGCACAAGUUUAUCAUCUUCGAACAUUAUCAAUUGUUUAUAUUCAACGUACAGCUAUUUUUCGAUUUUUACAAUAUAUUGAAAAUAAUGAAGAAAUGGAUGAUAAAUGUAAAAAUGUUCUUGAUAAAUUAUUAAUUGUUUAUACAUUAAAAUUUCUUGAAGAAAAUAUAAAUUUAUUAUUUGAAGGAAAUUAUUUUAAUAAUAGUUCAAUUAAUAUAUGGAUACAAAAUCGUUUAAUUGAUUUAUGUCAUGAUUUACGAAAUGAAGCUGCUGCUUUAGUUGAUGUUUUUGCACCACCUGAUCAUAUACUUAAUUCAGUUUUAGGUGUUAGUGAUGGAAAGGUUUAUGAAGCGAUUAACAAACAGAUACAUAGUAAUAAACAUACAUUCUUAACGCCAGCAUGGAUAAAACAAGAUUUAAUUGAACGUAGUAAACUUUAA